AUGAUUGGAGAUAUCCCAUGUACAACAGACAAGGGAACGUGGACCGGUCCAAAUAUGGUCGAUAAAAUCUUUAUCCCAAAUGUUGAGGGAAAAGAGAUUGCAUCAACUAGUUUAGAGGUUGAAACAGAUUCUACCACCUACACCCCAACAUACAAAGGUACAUACACCUACCUAAAUAGAGACAUUUACGAAGGAUUUUGCCUGAAUGGUAAGAGACAUGGUCAUGGAAAAAUGACAUUCCCAACUAGUAGCGAUCAGGUAAUAUCGAUUGAAGGCAAUUGGAAAGAGGACGAAGUUAGCUAUCCGACAACCAUCACCUAUUCUGAUGUACGUAUCGAUUAUGAGGAUAUGUCAGGCUACAUCGCACCCCUCCAUACAAAGGUUUCACUGUUGAUCGGGCAAUUAAAGAAGCUCCAUGCCGUAAAUUUAAAGUCUUUUAACCAAAUUUUAAAAUGA
Messenger RNA from Cavenderia fasciculata, 456 nucleotides. RefSeq lists its product as uncharacterized. NCBI's taxonomy places the organism in Eukaryota, Evosea, Eumycetozoa, Acytosteliales, Cavenderiaceae. The transcript is spliced from 3 exons. The record is from RefSeq and is a predicted model, not a curated record. The coding region runs from base 1 to 456 and encodes 151 amino acids.